Molecule: messenger RNA, 9381 nt
Organism: Tetrahymena thermophila SB210
Lineage: Eukaryota; Ciliophora; Oligohymenophorea; Hymenostomatida; Tetrahymenidae
Product: transmembrane protein, putative
Exons: 4
Source: RefSeq, a predicted model, not a curated record
AUGCAAAAAAUUACAAUUAAAUUUCAUAUAAUUAUUUUAUUGAUCACACUAUUUAAAUAAGUAUAUAAUUAGACGUGCUCAAUUGUUGGAUGUUUAGAUUCGCAGUAUUAACCAUUGACAAGCUAGUGUGUAUGUAAUAGUUGCUCAGACUAAUUCACACUAACUUAAGAUUAAUAAUGUAGAAGUACUGUUUGUGGAGAGAAUAAAUAAUACUAUUAGCUCUAGUCGCUCAGCUCAAAUGUACAAUCAGCUUAAUGUUUAUCCAUCUGUCCUUAAAACCAAAUAGCCAAUGAUUAUACAAAUAUAUGCGAUAUUAGCUAUAUGUGCACUUAAACAUUUAUUUAGAACUUCUAAACAAAUCAAGGCAAGAAUGUACAAUAUGUGAUAUUUAGUCCUAAUGAUAAUCUACUUUACCUUGUGUAUGACACCUUUUUAAAUGCUAUUGACAGUUUAAAGGGUACUUUUAUUAAAACAUUCUCUUUUGAUAGCGGCAUCUCUACCCUAAAUGUUAUUGACAACUAGCUGUUCCUUUUUAAUAUUUCCUCUUCUUAACUUCUAUUGUGGGAUCAAUAUCUUUCUUAAGUAUAGUUUUACAUGAAAAUAAUUGAUGGAGAUAUAAAAUCUUCAAGUAAAAUAUUCAGAGCUAUUGACUCUUAAAAAUACCUCAUUUGCACUUUUGACAGUGCAGGCACCAACAUAUUUGUAAGUUUAGUUUAGCAGAGUGAAUAAGACAGUGAGUCAUUAGCUACUAUUCCUGUCCCAUCUUAGUUCGAAAUGCUUUUAACUUUUUACAAUUUUAUAAUAAUACAAAGGACAAACGACUUCAAAAUUAAAUUAGGUUACGUUACAAACACAUUUAAUUAACCAAAUUUAAUUCUCAGUUUAGAUUACUUUUGCGAUAAUAUUUAAGGAACAAUCAUAGAUUCUUUUUCGAAUACUCAACAAGAACAAUAUUUCUUUUAUAUGAUUUUUCAAAAUACGACCUCAAUUUUUACAUCUUUUUAAGUAGAUGGAAACUAUUAAUGCAAAAGCAUUCCAACCUUAGAUAAUUCAUUUCCGUUAAAAAUGCAUUCAGUUAGUUUAGAUUUUUGUAAUAAUAAUACUAAUAUUCAGUUAAUAAUAAUUCUGCUUUCUAGUCAAAAACUAGUAGCAUAUUAGAUACUGCCAAAUAAUUAUUUAGAAGUCUUUUUUUAAGUGAUUAUCUCGAACUAAAUAAUUGAUUUCAAACCUGUGAUUAAAUAAAACUUCCUUUACUUAUAUUCGAUCACAUAAAAUAGUACUGUUUUUAUCCAUAAGAUUAAUUCGUAUCUUUGUUAAUAAUAGAUCAGCUUAAAUAUCUAGCAAGAAUAAUCCUUCAAUAUUAAGUUAAAUCCUCCUUUCUCUAUAUACAGUCUUUAAGAAUUAGUAGGCUAACUUAAUUUUUAAUAAGUAAUCUUAACUUCUUAUGACAUAUAAGUCGUCAUUCCUUCUGCUGAUUAGCCCUUUCUUUUUAUUAGGGAUUUUUAAGACAAAAUAUUUGCAAACGAAAAAGCAAUAUCUAAAAUUGUCUACUUAGAGAAUAUUGGAAUUAUCGCCAGUUGUUCCAUUGAAGGUAAAUUAAUACUAUGGUAAGCAGUUGAUCCUCUAGAUCCUCAAUACAUACUUUCUAUUAAAAGACCUUAUCCAUGUUUAGAUAUUGCUUAAUUUGGCAAUUCCUUCAUAGUAGCUAAAUUUGCCUUUGAAGUUUUAAUUACCAAUUCAUUAAAUAUCCUGCAAACAAAAUCUUAUCCUAUUUUAUCAGCUACUACUUAUUCAUUAAUAGCUUCAACAAGCAACUAUAUUUACAUAUUCUGUGAUGCAAGUGCUUUGAUUUUGAGUUCUUAUAAUACAAUUGUUGCUAAAUCAUAAAAAGCGCUGUAUCCAUCAUAAUUUGCGAAUAUGCAGAGUAUAUUUGUUCCAUAAGCAGACUUGAUAGUUGUGUAAACAAAGCUAUCUGAAAUUUUAGUUUACAAUUUCGAUGUAACCACUUAGAUAAUAAAUGGAACUUAUCUUUCUUAUUAUGCCAAUAAAAUACCAAUUUACUCCAUUAAAAUAUUUAAUUUAGACUAAUAAAGUUUUAGAAUUGUGUUAUUUGAUUAUCUUGGAUUUGUUAAAAUUCUUGAUAACUAGUUAAAUAUUGUGAAUGCUUUCCGCAUAACUUUAGGGGCAGUUUUAUUCAUAGAUAAAUACAUGCAAUACUAUAUUUUUACAAUUUAUAUAACUAAUUCUACUUAAAUCAAUUAAUUUACUUUAAUCAUAUUUGAUAGCUAAAAAAACUAACAAACGCAAGUAGGAUAACUAUUUGUGGCUGGAUUUUUUGUCUAAUUUAAGACAAAAACUAAUAAUUUAGGUUAAUAAACAUUUGUUUUAACAAAUGCUAUUUCCGCAUAGAAUACGGCUAUCACAGUUUAAGUAUUUUGGGUUCCUUCUUUAAAUAUAUUGAAUGCUGCCUUCGCUCAUUUUACUUUUUCUACAUAGCAAACUCUUCUUAGUGCUAUAACAGACAGUUAAUAAUCAUUAAUUUUAUCAGGAAAUUUAAGUGGAUAAGUAAGAGUUUAGCCAACUCCGAACAACUAAUUAAAUGAGAUGCAAGUAGUAUAUAGCUAAAAUAUAAAUACAACUGAUAAAAUUUAGUUUAUAUAAUUUAGUGCUUAAAUAGGAAAAUAUUUUAUUAUUAAUAGCUAAGUCCAUUGCUAUUCUAUAUAUACAGAUAUUCUAUUAGAAACUUUGAGUUUACCUUCAACUAUUGGAAAUCCGACAAUACAAAGUAUUUAAGGGUUUUACAUAUCAGAAUAGCAUAACCUUGUUAUUGCUUUUAUAUAAAAGGAAUUAAUAAUAAGAAAUUUUAACUCAAAUAUGGUUUCCUAUACAAUAAAUUUAACAAGUGAAUUGUAGUAUAUAAAUGGAUUUUAUAUGGAUGAAGCGCAAUACCAUAUUAUAAUCUAUGGGGAUAAGAUCUUAAAAUCUUCAAUGGAUUUAAAUACAAGGACAGUCAUUUCUGGGAAUGACUAAACUCUGACUAACUUCGCUAACUGCCAAUUUACAUAAGAAAUAUUUGCGUGUAGAGUUUCAAGCUAAAGAUUAGUAAUUUACAAUAAAGCUCUGCUUAAAUAAGUUUCUUCCAUAUUAACAAAUCUUAACUCUUUCAAUAUCAUACUCGACACAGCCAAUUAAUUUAUUAUAAUUUUUAGUUCUUCUAUUUAUUCUUAUUCUUAUAAAGGCACACUUUUGCAAUCUGUAAACUAAAUUUCUUAAAAUAUUAAAUCAAUUACCUACUGUGAUUCCUUUUUUGUGGCCUAAACUUCUUCAAUGGCAUACAUGUUUAAUAGGUUGUCUUUUUAGCAACUAUCUAGUUUUGUAGCUCCAGGAGGAACAUUAUAUGGCAUGGUUUACUUACCCGAUAUUUAAUAAAUAGGGUUCUAUUGCUCAGAUAUAAGAAGUGGUUAAAUUAUAUUUUUGAGUACUACGAAUUUCUAACAGAAUGGUUAUAUGGUGAACACUUAUGAUCAAGUUGGUUUAGGAUAGAUAGUGAAAGCUAUUUAUGACUAAGAUAGUUCUAUGGUAAAUUAUUUUGAUAGCUAUGGAAAUAGCUAAAACAUCAUUACAAAUUCUCUGGGUAUUGAUAACACAUUUUCAAUUGAAGAGAUAUAGCAAUUUUAACAACCAAAACCUGUCGAUUUUAUAAUUGAUUUCAUUACAAACACAAUUCUUGUUCAUAAUGGUAUUAAAACAUGGAAGCUUAAUUAUAAUUUGCACACUAGACCAUCAAAAUAGUUUAUCAGUAAACCAUACAAACACUAUUUCCAAUUAAACUAGAGUUCACAGAAUAACUAAAAUACAGCAUUUUUAAUAGCAGAUUACUAUAAUACUGUAUAUUUUUACUAAAAUUAUUAAGUAACUUAUUUUUGCCAAUUCAGUUAAGAGAUUAUUUAUAUGCAGACUAUUUAGUAACAAAGCAAGAUACUUUAUAUAAUAUUUUAUUAAUUCAGCAUUUUAGUCUUUAAUAACUACCAAGAUAUGGUUUAGGAAUAGAAUGCACUGCUGAUACUCUAGUAAUAUUCUUUUAAAGGACUAUUGCUUGAAGACUAAACUAAACUGAUUAUAAACACUAUUGAUAACAAAAUAGUAGAUUUUGACUUUUUUAAGAAUUAAGAAAUCUUUUCAACACAACUUGAUCUGGCUGAUGUUAUAACUGCAAAGCUUGUUACUGGUUCAUCCAAUGGUCCAAUCUGGAUCUUGCUCGUAGGGACAUAGACAGGCAAAAUUUUCAGCUACAAUUUGAUGUCUUAAACAUUCAACAGUUUAAGCUUAAAACAACAGAUUCAAAUAUAAUACCUUUAUUAGUUUAGCGAAGGUAUAUUUGUCAGUGUUGAUAAAAAUGGAGGAGCUACUAUGAUAAGCACAUAAGAUUUAGUAAUCACUUAAUAAUAAUAAUUUAUGGACACAAUAAAUAAACAAAUAACUUAAGAAAACGGAUCAUUGAUAACAAAAAGUAUUUAAUUAGUAAAGGUAGAUCUAACUAAUUAGAGGUUCUUUGUAAAUUUCUAUGCAGAAAAAAAAGUAGGAGUUUGGAAUAUCUAAAAUUUUUAAUUUAUUUAAUAUUUAAUCUUUCCUGAUGAUUAGUGGAAGCAAAUAAUAUUGAGUAGUGAUUUUAUUAUUCUCUAUUGCUCUUUUUAAAUAAAUAUUCAUGAUAGUUAAGACUAUUCAUAUAUAGCAAAAGCUAGGAGAUAUUAUAGAAAGGACCAAAUUACAGAUUUAAGACUCAUUAAUUAAAAUAUCUUAGUUUCAGUUUUUGCUACUCGCAUAGAAAUUCUUCUAAUUGAUAAAACAUAAAAUCUGGUUAUAUUGCAAGACACAAUAACUCUUUCAAAUCCUUUUUUGAUAUACUCAGGAAUAAAUACUCUUUCAAACUAGCUAUUACUUAUCGGGACAUCUUAAAACUCUGUUUUUGAAAAGAGAUUCUCACUGAGUCUUUUAUAAAACUAACUGGUGUCAAUAAACAAAAACCAAAAACGUUGUUACAGUCAACUUUUGUUUUCGAACUAAGCUAAUUUGCAAAACUAAUACAAAAAUAUUUAUGACCCAAAUAAUCCUAAUUUGCACUACUCUCUUUAAGUUUUAAUUUAUAAUGAAAUUAGAUCUAUGUAUUCGAUUAAUUAAAGCUAGACAUCGGUUGUGAUGAGGCCUUAGUCAAGUACAAAUAAUUAAUUAAAUAUUAGGAUAAACUCUUUUAACAACAUAAAUUUUGACGUUUAAUUGCAAGGAUUUGACUUUUAAUUUAUAGAAUAAGGCUAAUAAAUCAGCUCUAAUACUAACUCAAGUAGAAUAAUAUUGUAGGACAUCUUGAUAUAACAACAAAAUAUUACAGAUUAAACUACUUUAUUUUUCAAAGAUAAAAAUUUAGUAAGUUUACAAAAUAUAUAAGUAUAAAAUGUUAACAUAACAGGAGGUUCUUCUAGAAUAUUAAGCUCUAAUAGUCAAGAUAGCGCGUUUAUAUUCAUAUAAAAUACAAAUAAUGUGGUAAUAUAAAAUUUUAUCAUUGAUAACCUUAAUUUCAUAAAUUUCUAAGGAAAAUUUUUAAUUGCAAAUUAAGUUACAAAUCUAACAAUAAACAGCUUAACUAUCUAAAAUAGCUAAUUUGACAGUAUUUUUUAGAUUUUUUAGGUAGAUUAUUUAGAAAUAUAUAAUCUGACUAUCUCUAAAUGCAAAAGUGUUAAUAAUAACUAAAACCAAAACUCUUAUGCUUUUGAUUUAAUUGGAAUAAACACAAUUAAUUUAAAUUUAAUAAAUAUUUUUGAAAAUCAAAAUAUUUUUGCCUUUUCUACUUCAAAUAAUUUUUAUCAAAAUGGAUAAAUUAUUUAUUUACAAAAAGAUGAGAUAAAAUUUGUAAACAGUUCGAUCUAUAGCAAUACAUUUACAUUCAUAUCUAAUUAGCAAUUAAAUCUUUUAAAUUUAUAAUCAUCUAUCAUUUAAGUUGAUUCUCUGGUGUUUAAAUAUAAUAAAGCCAAUAUUUUGGUAAAAAAUUCUAUAACUGUAGUUUUUAGCAACAGCUAGUUCUUCUUAAAUUAAGGAAUUAAAGGAGGUGCUUUGCAAAUAACUAAAAUUAAUAAUUAUCUUUAUAUAUUGAAUUCACAUUUUGACAAAAACAUUGUUCAAUCAAGUGGAGGUAGUAUUUACUUGGAGGAUGUUAACAUGUUAUAAAUAGAUUCAUUAAGCUCUAUUAAUUCAAGCCAAGCAAUAAUCGGAGGAGGAAUCAGAAUAUUUAAUCAAAACAUGGCUACUUCAUUAAAAUACUAAAUACUAUGUCAAAUGAAGUAUAACACAGCUGAAUUAUAUGGUGAUAACAUUGGAGAUCUAUUGGAUAGCAUAUCAAUUUUCUACUCUGAUAAAGUUUUGUAAAUUGGUCAGAAAUUUGAAGAAAUUGAUCUAAAAUUGGUUUACUAGGGGUCAAUUAUCAAUAGCAGCAACAAAGCUUCAAUACAAAAUAUUUAAAGUGGUGGAUAAAUAAAUAUGUUUAUAUAAUUAAUUGAUAAUUAAGGUAGUCAGUUAAAAGUUAAUCAAACGAAAUAUUUAAAUAACCUAUACAGUUAAGACAUUAAGAAUGAGCUUGAUUCAUAUUUACUAGAAUUCAACAGUGAAAAAAGUAACCUUAACAACAUACUAGACAUAAAAGGCUAAACAAUAGUUAGCAUUAAACAAUAUAAUUUUGAUUUAUCCAUGUUUCAAUUCACUUCUCUAGUUGUUUCUUCUCAGCCUCUUUAUACUUAGGCUUAAGCUAUGGUACUAAUUAAUUACUAACUUAUAAACUAUUCCAGCUCUAUCAGUAUAAAUUUAAAGUUCAGAGCUUGCUUAUAAGGAGAAGUUUUAGAGUAUUAAUCAAAAAAUUAUGUUAACUAGAAUAAUUCAAUUAGUCUGAUUUAAAUGAUAACAUGUUAAGAAUGUUCAUAUGGAACGUACUCAUUCAUAGAUCCUAUGACUGAAUAUUCUUAAGAAGCGCUUAAUUAAUUAAAAGAUAAUUCUUAUUAAGCUUUUCAAGCAUGUAAAAAAUGUCCCCAAGAGGCCUUUUAAUGUCAAUCCAAUAAUAUCACACUUUAAAAAGGAUUUUGGAGAAGUAGCAACAGUUCUGAUGAAAUUAUUGAAUGUAAUUCCUUCAAUCCAUAAAUUUGUAAUGAAUAAGAUGCAAAUAGCAAAGAUGGAUGCAUCGAAGGCUAUAUAGGUCCACUCUGUGAAUCCUGUGAUGCAACAGGAGUGAUUUGGAAUGGUAAAAGAUACACCUAAUCUAUGUAAAACUUUCAAUGCUAGUAAUGUAGCUCAUUUGAAACUCAAAUAACUUUCUUGGUAAUCUCCAUAAUAGUCUUGCUUAUUUAUUUAUUUGUCUCCACAUUAUUUUUCAUGGAUAGAUACAUAUAUCACUCCACAUGCUACUAUUCAAGAUUUUUAAAAUUUCUUCCCUUUUCUAAUAGCUGCACAAUGGAUCAAUCGACUUUCUUUAUGAAAAUUUUAAUUAAUUACAUAUAAAUUUCUACCCUACUGUAUAGCCAAAAUAUUAACAUAGCACCCCAGUUUUUAAGCAUUGUUCCUAACACAACCGGCAAGCCUGGUAGCUAAAUAGUUGUAAGCAGUGUUUGCUUGUAUGGCAGUGGAGGUGCUAGCAAUAUAGGAAUUGAAAGAAUUAGAGCGUACAGUAUGUGCAUCUUUCCAAUUACACUUGUCAUUAUACUUUUUUUGGUCUUAACAGUAUUGAGGUUCUUUAAGAUAUGGAGAGUAUCAUAUUAUCACAAAUACAUUAUGAUUAUAGUAGCUUUUCUAUUCUUCUAACCAGAUACAAUAGGAUUUUUUACAAAAGCAAUCUCUUGUAGAAAAAUUGGAACAAAGUCAUAUCAGUAAAUUAAUUAGCUAAUUUCAUGUGAUGAUAAAUAGUACAAGCUCUUUAGUCUAUAUUUUAUAUUACCUAAUUUGAUAUUUUGGCUUCUUUCACCAUCCAUUAUUUUAUUGAUAUUCCGCUACAAAAAAGGAAGAGACACAAAAAAGCUAAAUUAUUGCACAACAAAAUACAUGUUUGGAUACUUCUAUUUAGAAUAUAAAACAAAUUACUACUAUUGGGAAUUUAUUAGAAUUUACUUUAAAAUUAUUUUUGUCUUGUUGUCUACUCUACUGAGCGAAGUGUUAACACAAAUCACAUCCUUUUAUUUGGUACUUGCUUUUAUUUACAUAAUUAUACUAAUUAAAGUACAGCCAUUCGAAAAUAAGUUUAUAAACAGACUUGAAAUAUUUUCUUACUGCAUAACUAUUCCUUGUAUUAUCUUUUUUUCUCUUUACCAAACUCUUUAAAUAGAUACAUUUUAGUAUUUUACAGCAGUUAUUCAUUAUACUUUCAUGGCUUAUUUAAUCCUAUUGAUUCUCAGGAUUAAAUUAAAUACUCAAAAAAGCACAAUAAAUAUGAAGCUUAAAAAGUGCUUUUAAAGUAUUUUUCCAGAAAUUGUUUAUAAAUUUUUCUUCAAGAGUAAAUUUUAAAAUAAUAAUUCACUCAGAAAGUGGCGCUUUUUAUAUAAAAACUUAAAAAUUACCUUGACUUAAAUCAAUUAAGCUUAAUCUUAAAAGAAAUCUUUCAUCGCUGCAGCUUUCAAUAGCUUAGAAAACAAUAACUUUUAAUCAUAUAAUGAAUUUGUAUUGAGCUAGUAAGCGAAAAAUGAGACAGAAAUUAAAAGUCCUAAUAAAAAAUUAACAUUAAAUACUAAUAGAAUAGAAUCUAUUCCUUUUACUGAUUGUAUACUUGAAAAAUCAGAAUUAAAUAGUAUCAAAAAAUUUAAUAACAAAUCUACUUACUGUGUUACCAAAAGGCCUUAAGGUGAUACUUCUUAUUUAAGCAGAUAUUGCAGCGAUUUAGACUCAACCCCUAGCAGAUCUAACAAUAAUUUAGCAAAAUAAAUCUCAACCAACAAUCUAAACAUUGAAGAUGGUAUUUGUAUGAUAAACAUGAAUAAAAAUUUAAAUAAUGCAGAAAAAGUUGAAGCUUCAAAAGUAAUAAUACCUAAUGAAGAGAAUGAUUAGCAAAAUUAUAAGAUAUACGAUUUUAAUCAUGUUAUAUCCAAGUUAAACUAGCCUAAAUAAAUCGAAUCUAUUAUUUUAGGCAAUACUUAGAGGAAUAGUAUAUAAGAUAUAAAAAUAUAGGUGCUUUCUGGUAGAUAGGGUAAUAAUAAUUAAACAAGUUAAAGCAUAUUUUUUUCUUAAGAAGAAUAAGAAUAAAAUAAAGUCUAUACUUUUAAUUCUAUUCUGUAAGUUAAGUCUCCUGUUAAUAAAAAUAGCACAGUUUAAUCUAAUAAACUUUAAGAUAGUAAAUAAAGUAGUGAUAAGUAUAGUUGA